Messenger RNA from Sphaeroforma arctica JP610, 606 nucleotides. RefSeq lists its product as hypothetical. The coding region runs from base 1 to 606 and encodes 201 amino acids. The transcript has a single exon. Lineage: Eukaryota; Ichthyosporea; Ichthyophonida. The record is from RefSeq and is a predicted model, not a curated record.
AUGAAUGUUGAAGUGCGCACCGAGCGUGUGCACAAGACAAUGGCAAUGUUAGAGGAGCGUUAUCGCAAUUCAGACAAGGAACCCAUACACUUCCAAAACCUCAAAGUACAAAGGUACCUAGCACUGGAAUACGAUGGACUACAAUCAGUAGUGGACAUCCUAAUCAAAGGAGACAAGCAACCUGAUGGAAGUCAAGGACACUUGUCUGACAUCGAACAUGCCAAGUUUCCUACUAUGACUGAGACACACAUACGAAUAGCGUCAGUAACAAAAGCUGAGCGAAUGUUGAGGGAUCAGGCGCGAGCUGCAAAUAAUGCAAAUCAAAUCAACAAUACACAGGCGAACACGCAGGUAGAGGAUAACUCUAUGAACGCCAACAAACGUCACAAGACAGGCAAUGGUACGCACAACCAGCACAAACACGGGGGGCAGACUCAGAAAAGAAAGGAGCACGUGAAGAGCGUGCAUCGGUACAGCGAAAGUCCCGAGAAGAAAGCAAAUCAAGCUAAGAAGGCUUUGCAACAAGCCAAGAAAGAUGUGCAGAUAGCAAGAUCCUCCAUCACAUCUGGCAAGGUGGAAGACAUCACUGAAGGUGAUGAGCACUGA